Xenia sp. Carnegie-2017 is the source of this 3520-nucleotide messenger RNA. RefSeq lists its product as uncharacterized. NCBI's taxonomy places the organism in Eukaryota, Metazoa, Cnidaria, Anthozoa, Malacalcyonacea, Xeniidae. The transcript is spliced from 6 exons. The coding region runs from base 2156 to 3220 and encodes 354 amino acids. The record is from RefSeq and is a predicted model, not a curated record.
AUCAAAACUGCAGAAACCGUCAAAGAUCUUUGGAUUCUUGUAUUAAACGGCCAACGUACAAUGAAGACGAUGAACUAAGCUAUGACAAAAAUCAAGGUAUGAUUGAAAUGAAGCUGAGAUAACUAAAUUGAUGAAUGGGAAAUUAGGAAUAUCAAUGGAAAUAGUGAUUAUUUUGUUAACAUAGUCCACCACUCAAUUUAUGAUAAUACUGCUGACACUUGCAUGUUUCAAAUAAAGAAGGCUUUAACUCUGGAUAUUGGCUCUCCAAAAUAUUUCGCUUUAUUUUGUCAUAAUGCCGUACUUGUUAUUAAUCAUUACCUAAGUAAUAGAUACUCUAUGGAUCUAAUAUGGGUUUGCUGUAGCUAUAUAGGACAUAUAGUAACAUUAUUGGUCGAUUUGUUAUAAACACGAACUUAAAAGUGCAGUAAUCGGGAUAAUAUAGUGGACAUGCUGUUAUAUAAGCUAGAGAAAUACAUAGCAAUAAUUGAUUUGGUAUAAAUAUUAUCAUCUAUAACCAGGAACCCAUGGAGCAGGUGGAACCAGGAGCCCCACAUUCACCUUUUGACAAUAGAAGCAAUUUGACCACAAAUAUCAUUUUCAGCAAUGGAUGCCGCUUAAAAAGUGUAAAAAAUAAACAAACAUGGAUAUUUUAAAACUGAAUUUUGCAAUAGGAGUAACAUAUAAAAGUGCUUAUGUAGUUAAUGUGUUUCCUCGUGUAUGUAUUUGUUACAGAAAAAUUCAGUUUAUAAAAUGAUAAUAGGUGAGUUUUAUACUCCUAAAAUCCAAACAAAUACAAAUUUAUUGAAAUGACACCGGGAAAUGAAACUUCAUUUGGCUGUGGAAAGGAUUGCUCCACAUUAUACAAUAAAAACCUUGUAAUUUUUAUUGCGUUUUUCGAAAUGGCGUCUUGUUAAGUUUAGUUUCAGUCCACGUUUACGUGGUAAAGCGUGCUAAAAAUAUACGUACUUAUAAUUAACGUUUCCUGCUCUUGUUUUAAAUGACAUGUAAAUCAUAAGAAAACGAAAAUGUGCCGACACAUAUCACAAAGCAAUGUUCUAUGGUGCUAAAAAUCGGCAUUCGAUUACUUCUAUAAAGCCUCUGUUUUUAGUAAGGGGCGUGAAAAGUGGUAAUUAAGCACGGAUUUGCUCAGAUUUGCUGAUCAAGAUAGUCAAACAGAAAGACACGGUUCACAAUUGGUAAAACCAAUUGCAAUCGCUCAGUUGCUUCAGAAUUUUUGCCACCUUUAAAUUUAUCCAUUUUCAAUUAACAAAAAAGUUUUAUGUAAAAGGAUUCACUACGUAAAAUUUGAAUACGUAACCAUAUCAAAUACAGUUUUGACGCUACAACUAAAUAUUCAUUAAUCAUUUUAUGGCAUUAAAAAUACUUUUUAUUGUUGCUAUAGCAUCUUAAAUAUUUUUGCUAUACACAGCUAUAGGGGUCACGUUGUGCAUACAUAUACCUCUACCUAUGAGCAUAGUUAAAAUAAAAAAACUUGUAAAAUCUUGCCUGCAUUCAAACCUUAUGAUUUUUAUGCUGUAUAUAUAUAUAUGUUGCUCAAACUGUUUUAUGUUUCUCCUGUACUGAUUCUUUCAGUGCUUGUGACGUUAUGACAUUAGGUCGUUGCUUGAUUCUGCGCAAUAUUUUAUUGAACUUGAAUUAAAUUUCAAAUGAAAUGUUCUGCUACCGAGAUAAUCACGUGUAGAUUUUAGUGCAAGGGAUCGUGUAGGUCAAGGUGCAGGUUUGGACAAAAAACUCAUGUGACCUCAUGGGAAGGAAAGACUAAUGUUGUCAGUGUUUUUAACAUGAUAAAUGAAUGCCAAAUAUCGUGGGAAACACACUAGUUUGGCCUGUUUAUCUCAAGGAAUGCAGAAUUUUUAUUUAUAACAUCCAAAUGUGAACGCCCAGGCAAGUCCGUUGACGUUUAACUCAAUUAAUGCUUGUAUUUCGAUGCAGGUGUUUAUUCAAAAUAAAUUCUUGACGUCACGCCAACUGCCCAAAGCAAACUUUGAUUCACGAAGAACUAUGUAAACCGAAAGAAAACCGGUAUCUAUGCAGGAAAUAGUUAUGCCUACAUAGAUGCUAAGAAUAUAACCGCUUUUACCGAAUAACACAUUGUGAUGAAAAGUACUCGAAGGAAGGUUGUUAUUUUAGUAAUAUGGAAUCGCCAAAGUGUCUCGUUUGUCCUGAAUGCAGCGAAAGGUACAACGACACAAAGAAAAGAAGAUUGAUCGAUACAUGCGGUCAUCCUAGAUGUUAUUCUUGUCUUAUGAAAGACAAUCCAUGUCCAGUUUGUGCUAAACUUCCUCAUGGACGACAAAGAGCAAGAACAUUAAGUCGUGAAAAGAUACAUGAGGAAAUACCGCAAUACCACAGAUUACUGUCGGAUACAUCUGUUAACACAUUUACUGGCAUGUUUAGAAAAGAUAGUUAUCUGCGAACUCUGUACAGUUAUGAUCCAAAUUCUAAAGGAUAUAACAUGGAAGAAAAAAUGCGAAAAUAUCGAUCGUUGGAAAUUUUGAACGAUAGAGCAAGAGCAGGAAGUUUCUCAUCAGAUGUUUCUAGCGAGGCAUAUAUAUCAACAGUUAACUGUAGUACUCCAGAUCAAAGAUCUCUAUGCAGUUCUAUUGAUGAAUUGAAUGAAGAUAACACAAAAUCAUCUUCUGAUUCCACACCACACUCAGCAGGAGAUUCAGUGAAACGGCCAUCAUGUCCUAAAACAUGGCCAUCAUGCCCGGAUCUUACUCAUUAUGAAAACAUAUGGCAAAUGAGACAAUCUACUAUUGAAAGACGAAAACGACCAAGCUCGUUAUAUCAAAUGAAAUACUCCAGUUGCAACUCCCCACGAAGCUCAGGGGUAUAUUCACCACGUAGUUCUGGAUACUGGUCGGAGCUGGAGCAACUCAGUGAGUCAGAAACACUGAGUCCAUCUCCCAGUCCAUUGAGUCAAGACACUGAUAAAGAUGACAUUUCAAUAACUGAAAAGUCCCAGGAGUCCGAGAUCAACGAGUCCGACAUCAACUUGAAAGGCGCAUGGCAGAUAACACGAGGUGUACUUCAGAAAUGGCGAUUUCAAUCCAACCGACCACAAUCAGAAUGUCUUACGAACAACAGGAAUUGCUCAAAACCAAUUCAACGAAUCAACUCUGUUAACAUUGAGCAACACACAAAGAAAGUCUCAGAAAAUAAUACUGCCAGAAAAGCCUUCAUGACAGACGUUUAGCACUUAGCCUCUAUGACACAUACAGUAAGAAGUUUUAAGUAAUAAACUAUAAAGACAAGUUUUUAAGACAUAACUGUUUACAAGGUUACAUAUAGAUAUGCAUGUAAAAAAUGUCUAUGGUAAUUUUACAUUGAGGAAAUACAAAGUACAAUAAACGACAGUAAAUCAAAAAUUUGCGCUUGUGCAUGCAUGAUUUACAUUUGUAUCACAUAAAGCAAUAUUCAAUCUGGAAAACUAACAGAGAUGAUAUGCUUGCUCUAAAUUGUAAUAUUUUUUGAAAUAAAAAAAUAGAAUUGAAAA